This is a messenger RNA of Drosophila melanogaster (fruit fly), 2332 nucleotides long. RefSeq names its product male sterile (3) 76Ba (gene ms(3)76Ba). The transcript has 3 exons. The coding region runs from base 23 to 2332 and encodes 769 amino acids. The record is from RefSeq and is marked reviewed. Lineage: Eukaryota; Metazoa; Arthropoda; Insecta; Diptera; Drosophilidae.
AUUCAAAUUCAUUUCUCACAAAAUGCCACGACCUUCGAUGUUUGAUUCAGAUUCAGAUGAGUGCGAAGAUCUUGAGUUUCUUAAUACUCGUACGAUCCGCGAUGACAAGGGGAACAACCGUAAGAGGAAGAGCACAGACACCAUCGACAAGCAGGAUGAAUUCCAGGAAUAUAAUAACCAUACCUCCUCCAGCGCUUUUCCAAUAGUAAAGCAACUAUUAUGCCGACGUGACCCAAAGCCGCUGCCCACCAAGUUCCGUGCUGGUAAGGUUGUUAUGGACUUUGGCCCCGACGAACAUGCGGAUCCCAUGAAAGUCGUCUACGAAGACAGUCCAAUGAAACCUCCAAAGACAUCGAGGAUUGCCAAGACCCGACGAUUCCCUAAAGAGGCAAUAACAUUUCCAACUAAACUCCAAGAUGUUUCAAGAGCCCCCGUCUAUAUAGAACUAAAUCUUCCAAUGGAUUCACUUUGGUUGUUUGAUCGCCGUUUUCGACCGAUGUCACCCAUUUCCAGGAGCUUUGUGGAUGAUAUUGACAUAGAUACGCCAUCGCCGGAGGAUAUAUGGGGCAGUUACUUGAAUGUGAAGAUGGGAAUUAUAAAGCUCUCGGAUGCCGUAUGGCCAUUGUGUUGCAUGACGAAUUCGGAGGUAUCCAAAACUCCGCCUCCAAUUUCAACGGACUCUCAAAAUUCCAAUAAGUUUCCGACGAAAACGAAUAAAAAUAUUUUCGAAACUGGCUGGGAUAGACAGAUUGGAGAGAAUGAGCUGAGGGUCUUGAAUCAGUGGUUAGAGUCUGAGGUGCUCCACAAUCCUCAUAAUGAUAUGGAAGAAUCCGAUUUAAAAGAAAAGCAAAGAAAAGGAAAUGAACCCCAAAAGCCUCGGAUUCUAGACAAUGAAGAAGUCUCCUUUGCUAACUUUACCAUUGAAAUCGAAGAGCAGCGGGCCAUCAAGGAAUGGAUAAAAAAGGAAGGGCUAAGCGAACCCCACAGUGAUAUAGAUGAGUACGAUAUGCUAUUUAGACUAGCCAGAGAUCCAGAAAAGAAUCGGGAUCUUCUGUUUGAUUUACUGAAACCCAAGGAUCUUAUACCCCAGGAUAAGAAUGUUUGGAAAAAGUUUCCACCAAAAUUAUUGGAAUUGGCACAGAAACCAGAUUUUGUUGAGCCUGAGCCGUGGAAAUCUGUACUCGACGAGAAGAUUCCCAUCGAUAAUAUUCUGGAAAAGGAACCAGAAAAAGAAACUCCAUUUAUUGAGAAUAAACCAGAAAAGCCUGUUAUCCUUGAGGUCAAAGACAUUAAACCAUUACCCCCCAAGCCAGAGGACGAGGCAGAUAUACAGGGUUGGCUACAGCAAUGCAGUGAAACCAUUUCCCAACAACUGCAACUUCUCAUCAAUGAGGACAGUUCCAGCAAAACAGAUUCUGCAGAACCCGAGGGUAUUGAUUUCGAAUCCGAGAUUAGCAAGCAACAACUGAAACCCCGAGUCCUGGGAGAAAGCAAUAAAAAAGUCUCACCGGAAUCUGGAUGGCAGAACAGCUUCACAGUUCGCCUCGAGGACUUUGAGGACAUCGUCGACCAAAAUAUGACAGAGUUUAGGGAUCCCCAAGCUAAGAGAAUCCGCUCCAAGUGGAACAAGCGGUUUGGAUUAAAGUCGGCGGAGAAUUUGAGAAGAUGUGUGCUGCUUCCGCCUCUGCCAGUUCAUCUGGACCAGUGCCUCCAGAGGAUCAGAAUCCUAAGGCGUCCCAACAGGCGCAAGGUGGAGCAACUGCGCCUGCGCGUCGAGAUGAAUUUUUGCAAAACGUAUUGCACACUAAAUAUGAACAGAAAUUUGUGUCUUGGAAUUGCGGUUAAUAACCUAAGCAACGCCGUCUACAAUAGAGACAUAGAUGUGAUCCAAGCGCGGUAUGAGGCCUCACAAAUUGCCUGGAUUUGGUCCGAUGGCAGUGUCUUGAUAAUCAAUGGAAGAGGCCAUGCGAUGCUGGCAGAAACCCAACGGGAUCUAUUGCUUAGGAUUGCUGGAAAGCCGAACUUUAAAGCCGAUCCCUCAAACAAGCUUCUACACCUUCGUCUCAUUUCCUGUGCCCACUUUCCAUGGGGCAUCUCUUUGCCGGAGUUCAUCGAGUCAUGCGCUAUUUGUCCAGAACCCCAUAUGAAGUAUGUCUACUACGUGGACAAGACAAUUCCCGGGGUGGUAGCCCGUGUUCAUGAGACGGGAAUGAUUCAGGUGUUUGCCAUGACCACUGGUGAGGCGGAUAAUAUGCUAAAGAAAGUGUACCCCAUUACGGCCAAUCACCGAAGGGCCACCAUAGAUGUCAUCAAAAAGGAAAUAGUAGACUAA